AUGACCACACUGCCCCACUGGAACCGCCUGAUCCAGCUCGCCGCCGCGUCCGGGGCAUACACCCAGUGCCUGGGGCACUACGCGGCCCUCCUCGCCGCGGGUCUCCGCGGCGGCGACGCAUCCACCUUCCCUUCCCUCGCCAAGUCCUGCGCGGCGCUCCGCCUGCCCCGCCUCGGCCGCUCCCUCCACGCGCACGCCCUGCUCGCCGGCGCCGCCUCCGACGUCUUCGUCCGCACCUCGCUCCUCGACAUGUACGCCAAGUGCGCGUGCCUCCCCGACGCGCGGCGCCUGUUCGACGAGAUGCCGGGCCGGACCCUGGUGUCCUGGAACUGCAUGGUCACCGCGUAUAGCAAGAGCUCUCGUGUCGAGGAGGCCGUCGCGAUGUUCAACGCGAUGCGGGGCCUUGGUGUGAGGCCCAGUGCGGGCACGCUUGUCGGUCUGAUGUCUGGUUCUGUGAACUCCAUGGCCACGAAAAAUCUCGCCUUGUGCUUGUACGGGUAUAGCCUGAAAUCCGGGCUUGACGCCGAUUUGCCGGUGUUAAACUCAGUGCUCACCAUGCUUGUCCGUGGUGGGCAGCUGCACGCUGCGCGGUUGGUUUUUGACUCUAUGCGUGAGAAGUCUGUAGUUUCUUGGAGUGCAAUGGCAUCAGGGUUUUUGCAGGCUGGCAACUAUUUAGAAGUGUUUGGUCUAUUCAAUCGCAUGCAGGGUGCUGGGCACAAGUUUGAUUCGGUGGCACUUGUUAACCUGAUCUCAGCCGCUGUUCUGUUAGGGAACCUGUUGGUGGCCAAGGGUAUGCAUGCUCUUCUGGUAAAGAGUGGUUUUGAAUCUGACCGAGAUCUCGUGUCAUCACUGGUUAACUUGUAUGCCAGGUGUGGGGAUCUUGAGGCUGCUCAAGAGGUCUUUGAUGCAGUUCACAUGAAGGAUGUAGUGCUGUGGACUUCAAUGAUAACUGGAUAUGUUGAAGGUGGCUAUCCAGACAAGGCACUGACGAUGUUUGAUAGCAUGUUGCGCACAGAUGUAGAGCCCAAUGAGGCAACAGUUUCGUCAGCUCUUUCAGCUUGUGCCAAUCUGGGGUCUGCUAAUCAGGCAAAAAUGGUUGAGGAUCAUGUGGUAGCACUCGGACUGCAGUCAGAUCUGCGAGUUGCUACCGCACUGAUCGACACAUACUGCAAGUGCGGGAGUGUUGAGCUGGCUAGGAAAAUAUUUGAUGGUGUUAACAUUACCAGUAGGGACUUAGCAAUCUGGAGUGCCAUGAUCAAUGGAUAUGCCUGCAAUGGUGAAGGCAGUGAAGCUCUCUUCCUUUUCAGUGAGAUGCAAAAGGAAGGUGUUCAGCCAGAUGCCAUUGUCUUUACUCAUGUAUUAACAGCAUGCAAUUAUUCUGGUCUAGUAGACGAAGGCCUUCGGUGCUUUCACAGUUUGACAGCAAAAUAUUGCAUCGAGCCAUCUGUUGAGCACUAUAUGUGCAUAAUUGAUUUGCUAUGUAAAUCUGGUCAUAUUAGUAUCGCUAAGGAGUUCUUUAAGAAGAUGCCUAUUAAAUUACAGAAUCUUGUUUUGGCUCCUAUUGUUAGUGCAUCCAGUUCCCACUGUGCUGAUUCUUCGAUGGAUUUGGUAUCAGAGGAACUACUUAACCUAGACCCUCAAAAUUCUGGUCACUGCAUCCUGAUUUCUAAUAUGCUAAGUUGUUUGGGGGAGUGGAAGAAGGCCAGGACUUAUAGGAAGCUAUUAAGCAAGCAAGCAUUAGUCAAGGAACCUGGACUGAGCUGUAUUGAACUGAGUGGCUAACUAUGCUGCAAACACUUGAUCCAAAUACUUUCCAAUCCUAGUGGGUGUCAUUUUUUCUCCCAAUGUGAACAGUUGGCACUCUCAGAACAGGUUUUUUUUGUCAUGGACAAUAAUAUUGUUUUAUGAUGUUCAUUCUGUAUUCUGGAGACUAUACUCUUGCAGCCAAUGUGAUUAAAUAUGAUGUCAAAUGUUCAGGAUAAUAUCAGAUCUUGUGUCAGGCUACCCUCUUAAAGAUCAUACGAGCAUGGUCAACCUUUUCUUGCCUAAUAAGACUUACUGAAAAGUAUCUUGAUGUGCAUUCAUUGAUUUCAAUAUACCUAUCGAAGUUGAGGUGUGAAGAUUCUCCCCAGUUUCCACUGUUUGAAUGUUUGUUUUAAUAAGCGUAUUUCUGUCUCAUUGAGCUACGGACCUUGCGGGGAAGCCAUAUGCUUGACCACCUCAAACAAAAAUACUUCAUAACUUGUUUGCUGCCAGCUGCUGAGAAGCUAGU
This is a messenger RNA of Lolium rigidum, 2272 nucleotides long. RefSeq names its product pentatricopeptide repeat-containing protein At1g11290, chloroplastic-like. Bases 1 to 1782 code for a protein of 593 amino acids. Gene Ontology annotation, molecular function: protein binding; RNA binding. The record is from RefSeq and is a predicted model, not a curated record. NCBI's taxonomy places the organism in Eukaryota, Viridiplantae, Streptophyta, Magnoliopsida, Poales, Poaceae. The transcript has a single exon. Gene Ontology annotation, biological process: RNA modification.